Lucilia cuprina (Australian sheep blowfly) is the source of this 1454-nucleotide messenger RNA. RefSeq names its product putative GPI-anchored protein pfl2. The transcript has a single exon. The record is from RefSeq and is a predicted model, not a curated record. NCBI's taxonomy places the organism in Eukaryota, Metazoa, Arthropoda, Insecta, Diptera, Calliphoridae. The annotation marks the transcript as partial.
CUAUAGAACAUUAACUUUAAAUUAUAGACUAUACUAUAUAUUAGAGUAUAGUUUAGACUAUAGUACAGUCUAUCUAUCAGACCUUAUAUUAGUUUACAGGUACGACCAAAAUCCAUACUCUAGUCUAGUGUAGAUUUGCAGUUUUAAACCAGAUUUUUAAAGUUUAACAGACCGCAUGAGUAAUAUAUAUUUUGUAGGAGAGUUAUUUAUUAAGUACUUAUACGCUGCAAUAUACAUAUAUUUUUUUAAAUUAAAGUGAAUUCUUUAACAAACAAUAAAUCAUUCCAUAAACAUUUCUAUAUACAAAAGACCUUUUAAGCACAGCAGAAAACCAAAAUAAAAAUUGCAAUUUAUAACUAAAUAAAUACAGACAUUGUGUGUUCAAAUAAUAAACUACUAUUUACACUUGUUUCUAUAGAAAUUUAAUUAUAAAAAACAACAAUAAAAUAAAUAAACAUUGAACAGAAAAAAGAACAAGUUUAAAUCCUUAAAAUACAACCAUUACAAAAACAUAAAAAUCAACAAUUAAUCCUAAAAUAUGACAGUUAAAAUGUAAGAAAAUAUAAAAAAGAGCAGCAGCAGAAGCAACAGCAACAAAUAUUUGUGCUUAAUAAUGAAAAAUAAAAAGAAAAAUAUAUAAAACAACACAAAUGUCAAUAUAAAUCAAUACAAAUGCAACGACAAUAUAUCAAAGGCAGAAAGAAAACAAUAAAAUCCAACAAAAACAAUAAUAACGGCAUCAAUAUAGGCUCUAACUCAGAAAGAAAAUAAACCAACAACAACGAACGAAAAACAACAAAGAAACAAGAAGAAAAUAAAAAAAAGUUUAAAAGGAUAAGUAGUAAAAUAAAUAAUGCUGCCGCCGCCUAUAACUACACCAACAAUAAUGAAUGACGACAUUACCAAUAGUAAUACUAAAAGUCUGGCUACACAAAGGAAACAACAUCAUCAAUCUGCCUUAUUUUCUAAUACUUCUUCUGCCUCUUCUUCUUCUUCCGCCGCUACAGCAUCUAAAAUUGCUGAUAUUUCCACCUCCACAAACUCCUUUCCCACGAUACCAUUUAAUAGCACCAGCAUAAAGAAUUUUUUCAAUAAAACUUUAGCCCAUGUGGCUAAAACAAAUCUAAGCGAUUAUACAGCUCAAUAUACUUCAUCAUUUUCAAACUCUGCCCCAGAUUCCGCUGCCAUCUCCCAUACCUUAGACUCUCAGGUAUAUGAUGGUCUUAUAGGAGGUAAAACGUCCGUGGGAGGAGAAAGUGUUAGCAGUAGUGCUGCUAUUGAGCAGGGAAAUACUUUUGACGGCUAUGCUGCAGCAGCCGAUAUGGCAGUGUCGUCAUUAUCGAAUGGCAGCCAUCAUUUGGAAACAACAACCGCUUUUCCAACAGCCCAAACGGUGGCAACAUUUAUAGCCGGAAAUAAAAAUCGUGCCACUACAAUAAUUGUUUAUCCUACAG